AUGAGUUUGUGCAUGCAAGCGAGGGUGAGACUACCUUCUAGGGGUCAAGUAAGGAUCCCGCCACCCAUCGAUGACCGUUACGUGGCCAAGUAUUGCAGGGCGAAGAAUGUUAGAGGUAGUGCAGCUGCUGAGGGUACCCGGGAUUUUGAUGGUCCUGGUACUUCUACUCUCGGACCCGAUCCUUACCUGCAGGCUGUCUGCAGUUACAACUGGGACUGGAUGGCGGCAACUCAUGAAUUUCUAUUGCCACUAAACUCAGUUGGAGUACUGCAGGAUGAUGCUUGCAAAACAUUUCAUGAGUUCUGGUUUGAGGAGCCUUCUGCUUCACAAACUCAGGUCUUUGAAAAUGGUAGUACUGUUCCACUAGAGGUGGCUAAGAAAACUGAGCAAAUCGUUGAAAUGCUGAAGAGAUUGCCAAAUAAUCAGCUUCUUGUAACUAUAAUAAAGCGCAACUUGACUCUUGAUUUUUUUUUACCGCAAUCAUAUGUGCUAGUCUUGCAUGCAUUUUGUCUUGUGGACCCAACUCUCUGUGCACCAGCUUCUAACCCUUCCCAGUAUGUCAUUACUUUGCAGCCAUAUCUGAAGACUCAGGUUGACAAUAGCAUGGUCGCACAGCUACUUGAGAGUAUAACAUUUAUAAUUGAUGAUGUGUUGCCAUUGCUGUGUAAGUUACCUCUCAGUAUUGUGGAUGAACUUGAACAAGAUUUGAAGCAGAUGAUUCUUCGACGCUCUUUCUUGACAGUUGUCCAUGCUUGUAUCAAAUGCCUUCGCAGUAUGAGUAAGAUUGCUGGAAAGGGGGCAGAUGUAAUUGAGCAUCUUAUCCAGGUCUUCUUCAAAUGUUUGGAUACCCAGACAAUUGUAAACAAACAGCAAGUUGGGCGAUCUCUCUUCUGUAUCGGCUUACUUAUUCGUUAUGGCAACUGUUGGCUAGCAAGCUCUGGUAAUAAACUUGUUGAUGUCAGAAGGAGCCUCAGCUUGUUUAUGAAGUAUCUUGCCGUGGACGAUUAUUCUCUUAAGGUUAGAUCAUUGCAGGCACUAGGAUAUGUUCUAAUUGCAAGGCCUGAAUUUAUGUUAGAACAUGACAUUGGAAAGAUACUGGAGGAAACACUGUCUUUUCACGCUGAUGCUCGGCUUAAGAUUCAAGCAUUGCAAAACAUGUUCGAGUAUCUUCUUGACGCUGAAAGCAAAAUGGAAGCAGAAGCUGAUGAUAAUAAUUCUAGUGACAGGAUAUGGAAUGGAUUCAUGCAUUUCCAUGGCUUGGAUUUGCUGCAGGUUGCAUUAUGGUUUUUUUAA
This is a messenger RNA of Lathyrus oleraceus (garden pea), 1293 nucleotides long. Its product is annotated as sister chromatid cohesion protein SCC2. The coding region runs from base 1 to 1293 and encodes 430 amino acids. Gene Ontology annotation, cellular component: Scc2-Scc4 cohesin loading complex. The record is from RefSeq and is a predicted model, not a curated record. Gene Ontology annotation, molecular function: cohesin loader activity; chromatin binding. The transcript is spliced from 5 exons. Gene Ontology annotation, biological process: regulation of gene expression; replication-born double-strand break repair via sister chromatid exchange; chromatin looping. NCBI's taxonomy places the organism in Eukaryota, Viridiplantae, Streptophyta, Magnoliopsida, Fabales, Fabaceae.